AUGCUUCUAUAUGCUCACCUCACGUUGUGCUUGGCUUUGGUUGUCUGUGCACAGAGUCCUGCAUGCCCGUCUCUGUGCACCUGUGUGUUCCACAGUCGCAGCAAUGGCAAGGGACUCAGAACUGUGCUCUGUAAGAACCCAGCCUUGACUGCCAUUCCAACAGAUCUUCCAAGUGACAUCGUAAAGUUUCGUCUGGAACGCACCUCUGUCUCAAGGAUUUUUAGAGGUGCUUUCUCCACAAUGCCCGAACUCCUUUAUCUGUGGCUUACAUAUAACUCCAUCACCGUUCUACAUCCAAGGAGUUUUACAAACCUGUCUUCCCUUCAUGAGUUACGACUGGAUGGGAACCUUCUGUCCACCUUCCCCUGGGAGGGACUCAGGGAUGUGCCCCGCCUCCGAACGCUUGGACUGCACAAUAACCGCCUGGCACGCAUCCCACCCCUUGCUGUGCGUUACCUAGGCAACAUCACUUACCUGGACCUGUCGAGCAACAGGCUGAGCUCCCUGCCUAAUGAUCUGGCUGCUCUCUGGCCAUUCAAUACGCUCAGUGAUAGCUCUCAAACCCAGCGCUCAGUGGUUCUAGGUCUACAGGAUAACCCGUGGGUGUGUGACUGUAGGCUUUCUUCCUUACUUGACAUUAGUAAGACACCAGAGUCCUCCCUGGUCCUGUUGGAUCGGUUCCUGACCUGUAGUGGACCGCCAAACCUCGCUGGAGUUCCCUUUCAGAGUGUGGAGCUCUCUCACUGCCACAGGCCCUAUGUAGUGACCUCUGCCACAAAGAUCACAGCUCUGCUGGGUAGCAAUGUCUUACUUCGCUGUGAUGCUACAGGAUACCCCACUCCCACACUUAUGUGGAUCAAAUCUGCCAGAGCCAGCCUUUAUAACACAGAUGCACAAGAGUCUCCUCGAGUAGGAAUUCGUUGGUCUGCAGUCAGUCUUAAUGGAAUAUCCUAUAAAGAUGCAGGAGAGUACCGGUGCAGAGCGCAAAACAUGGCAGGGAUAUCAGAGGCUAUUGUCAGUCUGAAUGUGGUUGGAGUGAUGGCUGAAUAUGCAGACUCUGAAAAAUCAGACCUACAGCAAAGAGUUGCAAAAUCAGACCAUUCACAGAGGAAACCCAACCAGAAAUCUACAGUGACACCUUCCUUGUUCCCUCUAAACAUAACUGGACUGGGAUGGAUUUCCCAAUAACGUUGCAACUUAAGCUUUAACGAUCAUCUUAACUUACGUCGUUUGUUAUUUUACAAUGGAGUAAUGCCUGUUUCCCAAACCAGCACGUAGAUCGCUCGUUAUAAAGUAGAACUUAAGUGCUUCGUUACGGGAGCUGUCCAGUCCAAAGGUGCUGAUUACUUUGGCAAAUAUGUCCAGGUGUUUGUCUUCUCAAAAUG
Messenger RNA from Myxocyprinus asiaticus (Chinese sucker), 1385 nucleotides. Its product is annotated as leucine-rich repeat, immunoglobulin-like domain and transmembrane domain-containing protein 3. The transcript is spliced from 4 exons. The coding region runs from base 1 to 1188 and encodes 395 amino acids. NCBI's taxonomy places the organism in Eukaryota, Metazoa, Chordata, Actinopteri, Cypriniformes, Catostomidae. Gene Ontology annotation, molecular function: protein binding. The record is from RefSeq and is a predicted model, not a curated record.